Messenger RNA from Cornus florida, 1532 nucleotides. RefSeq lists its product as uncharacterized. The record is from RefSeq and is a predicted model, not a curated record. Gene Ontology annotation, biological process: signal transduction. Bases 285 to 1337 code for a protein of 350 amino acids. Lineage: Eukaryota; Viridiplantae; Streptophyta; Magnoliopsida; Cornales; Cornaceae. The transcript has 2 exons.
UGCAUUACUGGUGUGGUGGUUAGUAUAUAAGAAGUAAGAACUGAUCCUCAAAUUCCCAAAAUAAUAAUAUUAAUAUUUUAAUAUUUGUGCAGGUGGAAAAGAUAGUGGCUUCUUCUUCGCUAUUCAGCCUCAAUCUCAACUUGAAUUUCAGAGAUGAAGAUUGUCGCAAAACAUUUGUAGAUCAUCUGGAUUGGGCUCAGUCAGGAAAAGAGUUGUUUAUCCUCUUGAAAGAUGACGACGAGAAACAACACGAGAGUCGAGAAGGGAUUGCUCCGAAACAUUUGAUGGCAGAUAGAGAGUCUAGAGAUGCUAUUGUCAUUUUCUCAAACAACUAUGCAUCUUACUCGUCCUGCGCGGAUGAACUGGCAGAGAUCAAGGAAGAAGACAAUAAGCUGUCGGGACACACAGACUCGCCGAUUCUGGAUCUCUCACAAUUACGGCGACUGUCGUGGAGUUGUUUCAAAGAUAUAGAAGAAAAUGGGAGUGCAAAUUUCAACGCAAGCACUAUAAAAAUUUCCUCCCCCUCUUGCGCUCUCCCUGAAGCAUACAACCUCAGUUCCAUCUCUAUCGGCUCACUUCAUUUUAAUCAACAGAAGAAUACUGCUUCUUUGCGCCAGAUUUCAAAUGGAUUACUUACCUCUGAGUUUGAUCCAAACAUUAGCAAUUUAGUGUAUGAAAAUGACAUGAAAUCUCUAUGUUUUAUCAAUCCGGACAAGCAACGUGUUCUACCAAAUUGUGGGGAUAUAGAUGUCGAGAUUGAAAAAGUUCUUCGACAAGCUGGAGCCUUGAGAGCCAGAGAUCUCUCCAAUCAUGAUUCUGACCCUGAUGCUGUUUGUCAUUGUAGAGAGGGAUACCCCAAGCCAUCUGACAACCCAAUCAAGGAUAUUGUCAAACCCAGGAAGGAGUUUCUAUGUAGUGUGUUGUUGUUAUUGAUGGCCACAUUGGUUGCAAAAUUAACCUACCAAGCAGCAUUUAGUCUCCCUGGUGGCACUCUCAAAGGGGGCUACACAUAUAAUUAUGCAGCAAAUGGAAGCCUCCAACCGAAAAAACGAGAUUUAAUUGUAACCUCGUCAUUCAUUCUGUUCAACUCCAUUGGAUUUGUUGCAUCAGUGGCUGUGAUCAUAGUACUCUUACAUGAAUUCCCAAUGAAACCAUGGCCUCAAAUCUGCGUGUGCACUCUGUUUGGAUCAUAUGUGUGCUUGAUAAUGGCAACAUCACCGCGUGAAGCCUUGGCGCUACUAUUCCUGGCAAUUCCAUUUCUACUGUUGGCAUCUGCAGCAAAAUUGCAUGGUUUUUGCAAGUCAAAGGUCCUAUUGAAGUUCUCUUAUAUGGUUUAAUAUUAAUUUCUAAAUAAAUAUAUCGUUUAACAAACUCUAUUUUAGGAUAUGUACCAUUUUAUGUGUGUAUUAUUUAUGUCCCUCAAAGUCCCCAAUUUGGGGAAAAGGGUUCUUCUAAUUGUUGGUGUAUGUGCUGAAAUGUUUUUUAGUGUUUGAAGUUGUGUUUUGUAAUAAAAGACAUGAGUUUGUGUGUGA